CCACUUGAAUCACGUAAACACUCGAGGAAAACGCCCUUUAUCUAUCCAUUUAUUUUCCUUCAAUUUGCGUCCAGUUUCAAGUUGAAGCACAGCAGACGCGAUCAAACAGUAUAGAUUACAGAAUGCCAAUUGAUUUCAAAGAAUUUCAAGAGAAGUUAUCAACUGGCUUCAGACCAUGGCAGCGUUCCUUCCAAUUCUGGGUUCGAGCUCUCGAUAUCUACACUGGUUAUAAGGUGUUUCAGGUUCGGGUUAAUCUUGUGAAGGAUGUGGAGAAGGCAGAGGCAAUGUGGGAGAGACAACAUGAGCAAGCGGCUGAAAAAGCUUAUUCCAUGUGCUCUGAAAUGGGUGGGUUCUUUCUCAAGAUUGCCCAAGUUCUCGGGAAGCCAGACUUAGCACCGGCUGCAUGGGUGAGGAGGUUAGUUACUCUGUGUGAUCAAGCUCCAGCAACCCCAUCUAACAUGGUGCAACUUGUUCUCGAGAAGGAGUUGGGUAAAAAUGUCGAUGAAAUGUUUGAAAGAUUCGAAUGGGAUCCAAUCGGCUCCGCUUCAAUUGCACAGGUUCAUCGAGCUAGACUAAAAGGCAGCAAGCUUGAUGUUGUUGUGAAGGUACAACAUCCCGGUGUUCAAGAUUUGAUGAUGACGGAUCUCCAGAAUUUGAAAGCUUUUGCGUUAUGCAUACAGAAGACGGACGUAAAAUUUGAUUUCUUCUCGGUGUGUAAAGAAAUGGAGAAACAGAUAGGGUAUGAAUUCGAUUUCACAAGAGAAGCUGAUGCCAUGGAUAGAAUCAGAACUUUUCUAUACACGAUUAACCGAAAAUCACCGGUUAAAGUGCCACGGGUUAUACGGGGUGCAGUCACCAGGCGGGUGCUGGUGAUGGAUUACAUGGAUGGGGUCCCAAUCUUGAAUCUUGGAGAUGAGAUCAUGAAAAGGGGAAUAAAUCCCGACGGUAAGAUGGCGGCAGCAGCAAAGCAGAACAUCCUAAAAAGUCUUACUCUUGCGUAUGGACAAAUGAUACUCAAGAGCGGAUUCUUUCAUGCGGAUCCCCACCCCGGGAAUAUUCUCAUUUGUAAAGGCUCGGAGGUUGCGUUGCUUGACUACGGACAAGUGAAAGAUCUUCCGAACGCCUUGAGGCUUGGUUACGCCAAUCUGGUUCUUGCUAUAGCGGAUAAGGAUCACACGAAGGCGUCAGAAGGAUUCCGGGAACUUGGCAUAGAUACGUUAAGCCUAUGUUCGGAUGAACGGGCAGAAUUAUUUAAGCUAGCUCAAGUCAUGUUCGAUACAAAGUUGCCAGACGGAGUCAAGAUUUUGCAGCCGUUCUCGGAUGAUUCUUCUAUAAAGAAGAUCGCUGUUCGGGGUUUCCCGGAGGAAUUGUUUUCUGUUCUUCGGACGGUGCAAUUGUUGAGAGGGCUUAGCGUCGGUCUAGGAAUCAACUACUCGUGUGCGGAGCAAUGGAGACCGAUUGCCGAAGAAGCUUUAUAUCUUGCGGGCAGGCUAAAAGUCGAGGAUAUGAAGAGCAUGGAACGACAAAAACGUGGGUUUUUUAGAAGAAUAUUGUGGUGGUGAUCGAUAUAUGUCGGGUUUGUGUUAGAAUCCAGCCAUUUAUUUAUGAACACGUAUAAACUGUUAUUUAUAUCUACAUUCUAAGUGGAAUGGUAAUUAAAUCGGGAUUGAUCGCGCUA
Molecule: messenger RNA, 1678 nt
Organism: Cynara cardunculus var. scolymus (artichoke)
Lineage: Eukaryota; Viridiplantae; Streptophyta; Magnoliopsida; Asterales; Asteraceae
Exons: 12
Coding region: 123-1562 (479 amino acids)
Biological process (GO): protein phosphorylation
Molecular function (GO): ATP binding; protein kinase activity
Source: RefSeq, a predicted model, not a curated record